Messenger RNA from Marasmius oreades (fairy-ring Marasmius), 951 nucleotides. RefSeq lists its product as uncharacterized. The record is from RefSeq and is a predicted model, not a curated record. Lineage: Eukaryota; Fungi; Basidiomycota; Agaricomycetes; Agaricales; Marasmiaceae. Gene Ontology annotation, biological process: positive regulation of transcription by RNA polymerase II. Gene Ontology annotation, molecular function: DNA-binding transcription factor activity, RNA polymerase II-specific. The transcript has a single exon. Bases 1 to 951 code for a protein of 316 amino acids.
AUGUCUUCCACUGAAUUCAAACCAGAAUCUUCUCCUUCUCUUGCAGGUCCUUCAAGAAAGCGUCCUCGUUCUGAAGUCACUUCUGAAGAACGAAAGGAGGCAAGGGCUCAUAGAAACAGAAUCGCUGCCCAGAACUCUCGAGACCGUAGAAAGGCUCAAUUUACCUACCUAGAACGCAGGGUAACUGAGCUGGAAGACGAAAACAAGCGUCUUCGAGCCGGCCUACCACCAGCUGACCCACAGCAAGAUGCCAAAGAUCUGGAGAACCAGGAACUAAGAGCCCGGAUAGUAACACUCGAGCGAGGUCUCGAAGCUGUCGUCAAGGCCUUCGCUGUCCAAGGGCUUCCUUCCUCUAUCCCUCCCACUGACAUUUCUUCUUCGGUAAAAUCCUCGGAGACUACUCCGUCUUCUUCCGCCGAACCUCCGACACCCGUCCUUACCCCUUCAUUAACAUCCUCGCCUUCUAGCGCUGGUUCCCCUGAGCCGGUAUCUUUCCCUAUCUCACCUGCUUCUUCCCAUGCUUCCCUCGACUUCUCCUUCGCUCCCUCCCUACCGUCAGCCUCACGACUUUCUCCUACUCCAGAGUCAGAGUCCACUCGCCACCUAGCACGGGUGGCGACCACGCGGGUAACUCCUCGCGUGUCCCUGCAGCGGGUGAACUCGAACUCUACUCCCCUUACGUCCACAACACCGAAGGCGACGAUACUGUCUCCGAUUUCUCAACGUCAUCCAUGGACCCCGUCGAUGAUGCGGCAAUGGAAACUCUCUUCCAUGAAAUCCUCUACAGCCACUCUCGCUCACCUUCACCUGAACCCACUGAACAACCCGACUCAGGUGCAAGGACAACGGAAACCGAGAGUAUACAAACUGUUGAUUUACUCUCGACUGCCGGACAAGCUCAAAGGGACUCGGAGACGCAGACGACCGCCGGUAACUCAUCGGCGGAAGUGA